CCGUCUGAGCUCUGCGGAACUCAUUUUGAAAACAUUUUCAAGACUAAAAUCCGGUAGGAUUUAAAAACAGUUCCACUUCCGGUAACACCGGAAGCAAUUUGAAGAUGGCGUCCUCCUCCUCAAGCGGGCAAGCCAACGCGGAGGGGAAAAGUGAAUUUCGUAACAAGAAGCCGAAGCCGGAGAACCGAGAUGAAUCGGAACUCCUCACUGUUCCUGAUGGUUGGAAAGAACCAGCUUUUUCCAAAGAGGACAAUCCCAGAGGACUCUUGGAGGAGAGCAGUUUUGCAACUUUGUUCCCAAAAUACAGAGAGGCUUACUUGAAAGAGUGCUGGCCAUUGGUACAGAAAGCCUUGAAUGAACAUCACAUUAAUGCAACCCUGGACCUGAUCGAGGGCAGCAUGACUGUCUGUACAACAAAGAAGACUUUUGAUCCGUAUAUCAUCAUUAGGGCCAGAGACCUAAUAAAACUUUUAGCAAGGAGCGUUUCAUUUGAACAGGCAGUACGAAUUCUUCAGGAUGAUGUUGCAUGUGACAUCAUUAAAAUAGGUUCUUUAGUAAGAAAUAAAGAAAGAUUUGUAAAAAGAAGACAACGUCUCAUUGGUCCCAAAGGAUCUACAUUGAAGGCUUUGGAACUCUUAACAAACUGUUACAUUAUGGUUCAGGGAAACACAGUUUCAGCCAUUGGACCUUUUAGUGGCUUAAAAGAGGUACGAAAAGUAGUCCUAGAUACUAUGAAGAAUAUUCAUCCAAUUUAUAACAUUAAGACCUUAAUGAUUAAACGAGAGUUGGCAAAAGAUUCUGAAUUAAGAUCACAAAGUUGGGAAAGAUUUUUGCCACAGUUCAAGCACAAAAAUGUGAAUAAACGCAAGGAACCAAAGAAGAAAACUGUCAAGAAAGAGUAUACACCCUUCCCGCCACCACAGCCAGAAAGUCAGAUUGAUAAAGAAUUGGCUAGUGGUGAAUACUUUCUGAAGGCAAGUCAAAAGAAGCGACAGAAAAUGGAAGCCAUAAAGGCUAAACAAGCAGAAGCUCUCAGUAAGAGACAAGAGGAAAGAAACAAAGCUUUUAUUCCACCUAAAGAAAAACCAGUUGUGAAACCGAAGGAAGCUUCUACCGAAAAUAAAAUUGAUGUGGCCGCCAUCAAGGAAAAGGUUAAGAAAGCAAAGAAUAAGAAACUGGGAGCUCUUUCAGCUGAAGAAGUUAAGCUUAAAAUGGAAACAGAUGAAAAAAAAAAGAAGAAAAAGUAACACUAAAUAAACCCCCUGAACUAGAACUCAUUAAGCUAUCUCCUUUUGUAAAGGAUUUUGAGAUACUAGGAUGUUCGUAGCCUUAUGUGUGAGAAGAAUACCCUGAUCAUAUUUUUCUAGUUUGUGUCAUUCUUCAACUCAGUGUUUAUAUAAACAGCUGUUUCUUUAUAAAUAUAAAUUAUUGUAUUCUCUGUGUGUGAGUUUUUAAUUUUAAUGCUGCAUAGUGGUAUGUAUGUCCUUGUAUACCAUGCACCUUUUCUGUUUUGGCAUGUUUUGCCUAAGCAUAUAAGGUGUAAUUUUUUAGGUUGUUUAUAUAACGAUCUUUUUAGAAUGUGGCUAUUGUAAUUAUCCAUCAAAUCCAGUAUUUGCUGCCACUGUUUAGUCUUUACAUAUAAUCAUGUCCCACAACUUGGUUUUGAGGAAAAUAAAUACAGAUUUUGCAGUGCUGUCUCUAAUGAUAAUGAGUAAACAUGAGGUUUCUUUUUAUAAUCUUACUUUAUAUUAUGUUUAAGAUUAAACAACCCAUAAGCAAAAACCAAAAGCAAAAGCCUCUUAAAUCCCUUAAUUACUCUUUUGAGUCUGGGAAAAUGGGAAACCAAAGACCUCAAAUUGCAAGAGAGUGGGGAAAACCAGAUGUUUAGCAUGGAAGCUGCAUGCAGCAAGUUAUGUAGAAAUGUUUUUACUAAUGAGGGCCAGUGGAGUCGUUUAGAAUCACCUAAAUCUAGCACAUUCAUUUUGUAGUUUUAGAAGCUGAGACACACACGGGCUGAGUUACUUACUGAAAGUCACAGCUGUGGCAGCCUGAAAACAAUUCUUAUUCACAGAUAAGUGGGAAGUAAAAAUGAGUUUAUUCUAGAGUUAGGAAGUUGAGACUUUUUCUUUUGAUGAAGGGUUUAUUGCAACAUUUUUUUUCUGAAAUAUUUUAAAAUAAGAAAUAAAUACAACCAACUUUUUUUUUUAAAGCCAUACAUGAAUGAGUUGCGAUUUUUUUCUGGAUUUAGUUCAAAAGAACUGAGGGUAUCUGUGCUUGACCCAAAUGGUCAUUAUGACACCCAGUAUUAGAAUUGGUGGACUAACAAUGAGAAAGAGAGAUAAGUUCCUGUUGCGCACAGAUACUGGCCAGUCAGGAUACACAAUAGAGUAGUAACCUGUGAAACAAACAUCAGAUGUGCUCUUAAAUGUUGUUUCUCAUAAUGCAGUAAUAUAAUUCACAUCGAUCUAAUGGAACAGUUAAAAGAUUUGUAUACAUACGUGUGACUUUGUCUCGUUGUGGGUUAACUGUGGAGUCAGAAGAAAGAAAGAAUACAUACGUUUAAAAUUUUAUUUUAAAAAGCCAAGUUGCUAUUUAUAACCAUUAACUGUUGCUUUGACUUUAUUGCAGUGUUUUUUAAACAUUAAGAUUUUUUUGUACUAUACUAAUUUGACAUUUUUAAGUUGACUUUAUAAACUUUUUAUAUACUACUAUAAGUGGAAAAUCAUUUUACAUACCACAACUAGCAGAUAAUAAAUACAAUUAAAAUGAAAAUUAAACCAUGAGAAUUUAAAAAUAAAGAAUUACAUAUUAGGAACAGUCAAUGUGAGCAAUGUAUUAAAAUAUUUUCCUGGAAAUAAUGUUCUUUCCUGAGAAGAAUGAUACUAUUUAUGAUCAGUCAGUAAUAAAGAGACAGUGACCUCGC
Messenger RNA from Neofelis nebulosa (Clouded leopard), 2923 nucleotides. RefSeq names its product KRR1 small subunit processome component homolog (gene KRR1). NCBI's taxonomy places the organism in Eukaryota, Metazoa, Chordata, Mammalia, Carnivora, Felidae. The coding region runs from base 105 to 1247 and encodes 380 amino acids. Gene Ontology annotation, cellular component: small-subunit processome; nucleolus. The transcript is spliced from 10 exons. Gene Ontology annotation, molecular function: RNA binding. The record is from RefSeq and is a predicted model, not a curated record.